This is a messenger RNA of Arachis ipaensis, 741 nucleotides long. RefSeq names its product protein BUNDLE SHEATH DEFECTIVE 2, chloroplastic. Gene Ontology annotation, molecular function: protein folding chaperone. Gene Ontology annotation, cellular component: chloroplast stroma; protein folding chaperone complex. NCBI's taxonomy places the organism in Eukaryota, Viridiplantae, Streptophyta, Magnoliopsida, Fabales, Fabaceae. The record is from RefSeq and is a predicted model, not a curated record.
AUUCCUUUCCCUAGUGUCCAGCAGCACCAUAAUAUCUAAGUCACCGUCCCCACCUCCUCAAUUGAUAAUACUUCAUUAUUAUCAAUUUAUCACAACCAACACUUGAACAAAAUAUAACUACAAUGGCUCCAGCUCUGUGCCUAUCACUUCUAACUUCCCUUACAAUUACACCAACGCCAGGUAUUUAUAUUAAGAACCAUGCAAAUUCAAAGCACAACAGAGUCAACUCUGUGUUUCAACGUUCUUCCACUUCUAAACUCAUUGCAAAGGCUAAUGCAAAAGGAAACCAGCAAAACACCAAACCCAAUAGUAUGAUAUGUGCAGAUUGUGAUGGAAAUGGAGCAGUUCAAUGCUCUCAGUGCAAAGGUAGUGGGGUGAACUCUGUUGAUGUUUUCAAUGGACAGUUUAAAGCUGGUGACUCAUGCUGGCUUUGCGGGGGAAGGAAGGAAAUGUUAUGUGGAAAUUGCAAUGGAGCUGGAUUUGUGGGUGGCUUCUUGAGCACUCAUGAUCAGUAGGGAAGUGGGAACCCAUGAUUACCUCAAUGAAUUUAAUUUUAUUACUUUCAAGUGACAAAUAUAUGCAUACAUGUAUAUUGUAUAGUGGGAAUUCAAAAUUCAUAUAUUAAGAAAAGUUUUGUGUUUGGAUGUCAUAGAUGUAACAACAUAGUUUUCGGGUACGCGAGAUCUUUUCUAAAGACACGGAGUUUAUUAGAAGAUUAGUGAAGAGAACACCUUUGCUGUA